Messenger RNA from Anastrepha obliqua, 3926 nucleotides. It is a transcript of the gene FoxK, whose product is annotated as forkhead box protein K1. Lineage: Eukaryota; Metazoa; Arthropoda; Insecta; Diptera; Tephritidae. The record is from RefSeq and is a predicted model, not a curated record. The transcript is spliced from 10 exons. Gene Ontology annotation, molecular function: DNA-binding transcription factor activity, RNA polymerase II-specific; protein binding; RNA polymerase II cis-regulatory region sequence-specific DNA binding. Bases 941 to 3160 code for a protein of 739 amino acids. Gene Ontology annotation, biological process: regulation of transcription by RNA polymerase II.
AUGCAAAAUUCACGUUCACAUUUGACGAUUGCGGUGACUGUAGAGGUACUGCAAUAGCCAAAUUUUCUCGUGCUGUGUUUCCAGAAGGCACACAGCUCCCUUCCAAUCUAUAUAAGUGCUCCGUUCUGCAGAUGUCAUUUACGUGUGUAUUCAGCGCAGUAUUGCCAACUGUCAGAUACCCAACACACCCUGUGUUGCCUGUCUUCUCGUUGGUAAGAAGAAACGUGUUUUGUGCAGAAUUUUCAGUUCUUCGUUUUCGGUUCAGAAUUUUGUUUGUAAACACGAGUGUGGCGAAAAAAACUUAGCCAAAUAUAAUUGAAAAAAUAGCUUUAGUGUUUUGCUCUAUACAACACAGUCGUACAAACAUAAAACGGCAGGGAAAACAACAACAACGUUAAGAAAAACAAAAACGACAAAAACAACAUAGGAAUCAGCCAUUAACCAACAGAGCCCGAGCCGUAGCCGUAGCCAUAGCCAGCCAACGAACGACAGAGCCAAAAAGUAAAGUGGAAUAAAUAGAAGAAGGAAGGUGAGCUGCAAACGGAGCAGGAUCGAUCGGAUGUAUUGAAAAGAGAAGUGCGCAAAGCGUGCGGAAAACAUUUCGAAUUUGGAAAAAUCUUUUGAAAACGAAAAAAGUAAAAACCUUGAGUUUUGACUGCCCAAAACGACGAAAAAGGUGUUAAUAUUAGCAACAACGAGACAGUGGCCGAAUGUGAAUAGUGUGCAAAACGUGCAAGUGAAAAAUUAGUUAUAUAUUUUUUGUUACAAGAAAAGUAUUUUAGAGAAGACAGUAAUCGUGUAUAAUGCAAAUAGAGCAAUCAUAAUAUAAAAACAAACGCACAGUAACGCAACCAACCGCAUUUGUGGUGCAGCGCUAAAGCAUUUUUUCAUUCCGGAAAGUGAAGAAAAGCAGUAAUAGGAAAAAAGGCGCCGCAUACAAAUGGAAUUCUACCCCCACCAAAAGCAACCACAUACAACUCAGCAAGUGGAUGACGGUUCUAUAUCCGGCCCGGCAACCAACACAAAUACUAUCAAUAGUAACAACAACAGCAACAUUAACAGUGUUCGCAGCACAAACAACACCUCACCCACCUCCAACACAAUAAAUUCUACAGCAACAACGGUCGGCGUCGACGCUGCCACUGUAGCCAUCGCCAAGGAUAUGCUCCAGUUGCAUCAUGGCAGUGGUACGGUACUGACUAAUAAUAACAAUAACACUAGCAAUAGCAGUAAUAAUAAUAGUAGCUCUGCCAUGGAGGCCAUGAAUACCACAACAUCAUCUAACGCCAACACCAAUUCGGUUGCUGCAGCUGGUAGCAGCAGUACAACCAAUACUGGUGUCGGAGCCAACGUUGGUCCUGCACCAACAACACCGAAUACCAAUCACCCACCUGCCCAUGCCACAGCCACCACCAAUUCGGAUGGUGGUGCAUCUGGCGUUUCAACGGCACCAGAUAACGCGCUCGGUUUUCUGAAAUACGAUCAGGAAUUAUUAUACAUCACCGAGCCAUGCACUAUUAUCGGACGCAACUCAUCCACAUCGCAUGUACAUUUUCACGUGGCGGAGAACAAUUUGGUAUCGCGAAAGCAUUUCCAGGUUCUUUACGAUGGAGUUGCGCACGAUUUUUUCGUACAGUGUCUAAGUAAAAAUGGCAUUUUUGUCGAUGACUUCUUGCAGCGACGCAAUGCCGAUCCACUUCGAUUGCCUAGCAGAUGUUACUUUCGCUUUCCCAGUACCGAGAUUCGCAUACAAUUUGAGAGUUUUGUGCUUGGCACCUUGAGUGCCGGAGCGCUAAACAGCUCGGCUAGCAGUGGCGUAUCAUCCGUUCCGUAUCAUAACAAUAGCCAUCAUAACGUCGGAGCCCUACAGAAUAAUAGUGGUAUAGGAGGUGGUGGCAAUAGCGGUCCUGCUCAGUUUAUUAUUUCGCCUGCGCCUCCAGAUGAUCAUCAUCUUCCACAUGUGGCGACUGGUUCUUCAGCGCAUGCGUCAACACAUGGCGCUCAUCACCAUCAACAGCAUGUGUCCUCGAAUACAGUGUCGUCUUCGACUCACCUGCUGCCACAUAUGGACAAUUCGAAUGUUUAUUCGCCACUAAAGAUAUCCAUACCGAAGAAGGAGCAAAAGAGUCCAUAUCUCUCACCAACUGGUACAAUAAGUGCUGCUAAUAGUUGCCCAGCCAGCCCGCGCCAAGGUUUUCAUCAAAAUCAAGCCAAUUACAACAACAAUUUACAAAACCAAGAUUUAUUCCAAACACCAUCAACAGCUAGCUACUACCACAAUGAGAAACCACCAUACAGCUAUGCUCAGUUGAUUGUGCAGGCUAUUUCGGCAGCACCGGAUAAACAAUUGACUCUAUCGGGCAUUUAUUCUUUCAUUGUCAAACAUUAUCCGUACUACCGUAAGGAAACUAAUAAAGGCUGGCAGAAUUCUAUUCGCCAUAAUCUCAGCUUGAAUAGGUAUUUCAUUAAAGUGGCACGGUCUCAAGAUGAGCCCGGUAAAGGUAGUUUUUGGCGCAUCGAUCCCGAUAGUGGCGCCAAAUUGAUUGAUCAUAGCUACAAGAAGCGCCGUCAGCGUAGCAGCCAAAGCUUUCGCCCAUCAUAUGGUAUGCCACGUUCGGCACCAGUCUCACCGAGUCAUAUGGACAAUUCGCGUGAGAGUUCACCGCUACAGGAUUUUGUUUUGCAAUCGGCCCCAGGCUCGCCGGGCAUGUCACUCGAGCAGCGAGCUGCCGAUGGUGAUCUUAUGUACAACAACACAACUCAGAAUAUGCACCAAUCGACGGCUAACAAUUCCCACAAUCAAUACAACAGUAGCGGAAGCCCAUACUAUGUUUCAAAUCAAAAUUCAGCUAUAACUGGUGCACAGCAACAACAUCAACAGCAGCAACAGUUACACAAUGAGAGUGGAGUUGUGGUUGGCAGUAGCGGAAAUGGUGUUGGCGCCUUGAUUGCACUCAAGCGCAAUCAUGCCAUGGCAGCUGGCGCACAACAACAGCAACAAGUGCAAACGCUGCAUCCUGACAUAAUCUACGAGGAAAUGCCAACUGAUUACAGUGGCAAUAUGGAAUCGGGCGAUGAAUGUGGCAGCAUUGGUGGCGGUAAUAGCGGUGGUUCUAGUGAUGCUGCCAAACGCUCCAAAUACAUUUCCGAUGUACUCUGAUGUGUUGCUGUUGCUGUUUCUGUUUCUUCUAAUGUUUGCAAGUAAUUAAGAGAAUUCAACAUAAAACAAAACAAAAUAUUUAAUAUUUAUCUGACAAACAUUUGCCACCACAAAAUACCGCAUACACGCAUACAUAUAAUACUAGAUAAAAACACGCGCUCACAAACAUAUUUAUACCUCUACCCCGAAUGUAAAAAAAUGUGUUAUACAUAAAUCCCAAUUCAGAAAUCGGAAUUGUUUGAACCGUCAAGUCCGCACUAAGGAAUAUGAAAAAAAUCAUUUUCCCUUUAACCUAUUUUUCCUUACAAAGGCAAGCCAUCCAUGAAACCUUGUAUCAAGUUUUUAUUACUAAAUAUGUGUCUACAAGCAGCAAAUAGUGCUUUUAAUAUUUUAUAUGCAUUUUUUUAAGUUUCGAUCAAACUGUCGUCUUUUAACUAAAUUGACUGCAAGUAAUAUAUAAGUACUACAAAGUAUAUUUUAAUAUGUUUCCGAAUUGGGCUAACAAAAAUUACUUAAAACAGCAGCAGUGAGCCGGCGCAUAGUAAAAGAACAUUGUAACUCAAAACAGAUUGUAAAAAACACAAAGAUGAAGAGAAAACAAAAUCACAAAACUAAAGGAAUCUUGAAAACCAACUAGUAAUGAAACAUUUUUAUUAACACACCAUCGGUAUAUUGAAUUUGACAAAGUAUGUGAACAAGAAAUAAUUGUUUUAUUAUUUUUAUUCAAUCUGAAAUGUGAAUAUACAAACACCCUCUACUACUUUAA